UAACAGGCUGUUUUGUUCAGCAGGUCAGUGGGUAGACUGGGGAGGACACACAGGCACUCGGCUCGGCCUCUGGCUGCUUCUGUGCAGGGAGAUCUUUCAGAGAAAGCAAGGAAGAACAUGGCAGUGAUGUACCGAUCGGCUGCUCUGGAGAACGAUGAACUGAGGGCGUUGUAUGGGGAGGAGAGAGCCAUUUACUUUGAGAAGGACGAGGACUGCAUUAGUGAGGAGAACGAUCAGGAUUCAGAGAGUAGCGAAGACGGAAACGGCGGCAGGGGCGUCCACAGCUCUCUGUCGCUGGAAAACUACGUUCUGCAGAAAGAGGAGCGCGUUUACUUCUCCAACCAGGAGUACUACAGGAGGCUGGAGGAGCUAAAGAGCGCCCACCUGAGGAACAUGGCGGAGCUGGAGAGGAUGUACAUCAGUCAGGGACAGGACAGGGAGGAGGAUGAAGCUCUGGGAAGAGGAAGAAACAAAGAGGCGAAGCAAACGCUCUGGAAGGGGAACGUCGCCCUCUUUGGCAGCGGCCCCGCCAGGAGACUGCAGAGGAUUAAUUCCCAGGAGGAGCUGGACUUCCGAGACACAUCAAGCGGCUCUGACCAAUCAGAACUCAGCGGAGAGGAUUUCUCAGGAGAACUGGGUUGGACUUCCAACCAGCGGCAAACCUUUCAGAGAAACAUCUUCCACAGUCCGGAGCGCAUGACGGCCAAGAAGAACUUCAGGUUUCAGCCAAAAGCUUCCUGCCCCAAACCACAGGCAAGAGCGUCCCGUCAGCCAGGUGCCAGAGCUCAGUCCAGUUCCAAAUUCACCGUGCCCAAACCCUUCCAGAUGAUGCUGAGAGAAGAGGAGAGGAAGAGGCACAGGGUGCGCACGCGUUCCGAGGUGGAGCUGGAGAACACGCUGCUGAGGCAAGAGCUGGAGGAGCUCCGGGAAUGCCAGAAGAAGUUCAGAGCAUCGCCCGCGCCGGCUCACAUCCACCUGCCUCUGUAUGAGGUCAUCAGCCGUCGCCAGAGAGGCAGCGGUAACAAUAACAGUGAGAUGAGCACGGCGCCUUUCCAGUUCUUGGAAAGGGAGAGGAGAAAGAGGGAGGCCAGGAUAGCGGCGGAGCUGGGCAACUUCGGACGUGGAGAGGAGCGACGGGGCUUCAAGGCCUCGCCCCUGCCCAGCUCGGUGUACGGUAGCAGACAUGCCAAGAGCCCAAACCGCCCCCGCCAGCUUCAGACUGUCUUCAUGAUGGAAAGAGAAGCCACAGAGGGCCAAAGUGAUAAGAGCUCAGACAUGGAGCUGGGUGUCCAGCGGUCAGACGACUUCAGCAGGACCCAGAGAUGUUCACCAUCCAAGCCAGUGAAGAAGCAGGUGGAGCUGUCCAUUGAGAUGAAGGAGAGGAGGUAGGCCUUCGCUGUCCUAGUCAAAGUCCAGGGCAGCAGCAUCUGCACACGUCUGCAGCCAAGCGGAUCACAGCUUCCCCUCACUAACAAGUUGCUCUUCUGUAGUGUUAAAAGACUGAGUUUGCAGAUGGUUCAACAGCAGCUACAGUCAUAUCGAAAUAAUUUAGAAGAUGCAUUUCUAAGAGGCUCUUCUGUCAGAUUAAAAGCACCGUUUGAAAAAAGCGACAACCUGUUAGCCGUCCCUAGACAUACUUUUCAUUAAGUCCCCAUUCCUGCAUCAAAAAUGUGUUUUUUUUAUUGCUCUGAUGCAACAUUCUAAUCUGAAAUUCUGUGUUUUUAUUAGCUGAGAAAAAAAAAUCAUAAUUAACAGAAAUAAAGGUUUCAUAACAUCCUCAGUCUGUGUUAAUGUAUAUAAUGUGUUUCUUUAAUGAACAGAGUCACUGAAGCAAAUGAGCUUUUCAAUAAUAUUCUAAUCUAUUGAAUAUGCCUGUCUCUGUAACAUUGUUAGUAGCUUUUGCAGUACACAUCUUUAUGAAACAGCGGUACAUGAAGUAAUGCACAAUGAUGUUUUAGAGUACUAUUAGCCUUGUAGUAAGCCAUCUGCCCUGUACAAAAUAAAAGUGACUUAUUUUGAA
Molecule: messenger RNA, 2020 nt
Organism: Fundulus heteroclitus (mummichog)
Lineage: Eukaryota; Metazoa; Chordata; Actinopteri; Cyprinodontiformes; Fundulidae
Product: protein FAM161A
Exons: 4
Coding region: 118-1389 (423 amino acids)
Biological process (GO): cilium organization
Cellular component (GO): cilium
Source: RefSeq, a predicted model, not a curated record